ACAGUCUCUACUCUAGUCUAGGCUAGUCUAGCAUCACUGACUGUACUGCACUGGUAGACAUACCAUGGCAUGUGUACAGCAAGGUGUUGCAGCUACUCAACGACGUUACGCGUUCAAGUCAGUUCAGUUCUGAUGCAAGGAGGUGUGCAAGCAAAAUGGCAGAGCAAGGCAACACGAUGUCCCUGGCCGAGCUGCGGGCCAAGAAAGCUGCAGCCAGCAAGCCAGGAGGCGGCCGAGGUGCCGCAACAAAACCGGCUUCGUCUACCCGGCCAACGGCAUCGUCAGCGACGUCCGGGAGCAGCGCCAGCACAGCACGCCGCACUGGUGCUGCGGCUGCUAUGAGCCGGCCGCCAUCAUCCGCUCCUCGUACUACAGCCGCCACAGCAGCAGCUAGCAGUAGUGCUGGAGCAGUGGGUGCUGCCAGUGUCGUCGAUUCGGUGAAGCAAGAGCGAGCUGAGGCCAACCGCAGAGACUUGGCUGCCCAGAAAGAACGUCGUCUGGCAGAGGCUAAGGCAAAGGAGGCGCAGAAGCGACAAGCGGUAGAAGAGCGUAGAAAGCGAAUGGAAGAAGAGGAGAAAGCUAAGCGCCUCAAGCAGGCCAAGGCUAGGGAAAGCCGAAGUCGACCAGACCUCUCCACGAUUGGUGUCAGUGGAGGCGGGAGCCGUCGUCAGCCUGGAAUCGGUGUCAGCGCGUCUUUGAGCCGCUCAACUGCCUCUCUGAGUAGCGGUGCGGGGAGAGCAGGUGGUGUUGGGUCGAUGUUGAGCUCCUCAACACGGGAAAUGAACACGGUGGGAACGCCUGUUGCCCAUCGACCACCAGGUCACAGCACAGCAGCAGGUAGGACAGCAAGGCCUGGGACAAGUGACCAGUCCUUGCAACGCUCAGCUGGCAAUCUCUCCACAAUGACAACAACGGGUAGAGCAAGCAGCAGCAGCAGUGCUACUACUAGCAGCAGUAAGUCCAGGAUACCUGGUCAGACCAGCGGCUCUAGGAUCAGCAUGACGCCAGGGCGCCCGUCAAGUUCAAUGGCAUCAUCAUCAGCGUCCAAAUCCAAUGCCACCGCUGCCGCUACUACAGGUCGCGAGUCUAUGUCGGGGGGCAGCCGUAUACCGCGCAAAACAGGCUCUGGCAUUGCCACAACCGGUAACAUGAGGGCAUCCAUGAGCAACCAGCGGCCGGGGCGCAUGGAUGCUGUGGGUGUUAAGGGCAAUGUGAAGGGCACGGAUAGGAUGUCCAAUGCCGCUGCCUUGCUGCGGCAUGAGCAUGAAGAAUCCGAGCGGCUGGCUGCCAUGGAACGAGAGCGUGAAGAAGAGGAGCAGAGACUGUUUGAGGAAGAGGAGCUGGCGGCGCGACUGGCAGUGGAGAGCGAACAAGCACUGGCUGUCGACGAGGACGCGGAGAAGCAGGCUGAGCUGCAACGAGAGCAGUUUGACGAGAACGAGCGGAAACGUGAAGAGGAGCGUGCCAGCGCAGAGCGCGAGUGGCUUGAGAAGAUGCGUCGGGAGCAAGAGAAACAGAAAGAAGAAGCUGAAGCUGAAGCUCAGCAGCGGAGACUCGAACAGGAAGAAGAGGAGGCGAAUGAACUUAGGAGAAAGCAAGAAGCUAAUGCCGAGAAGGAGCGGAUGCGACAGCAGCAGGAACUGGAAGAUGCUGAGGCAGAGCGUCAGAGACAAAAACAACUCCUGCGUCAGCGAGAAGAGGAAAAGGAGCAGCAGCAGCAAGCCAAGCUACAACAGGAAGAAAGAAAACGCCAGGAAGAGCAGCUACGGCUAGAAAGGGAAGAGCAGAAAAGAAAGGAAGCUGACGAAGCAGAGAGGCAAAAAGCGGAACUUCAGCGCCGCCUGGCAGAAGCCGAGGCUAUUCGCCAAGAGGAACUGGAGCGGGAGAGACUUUUUGAGCAGGAGAAACUCGCAGAAGAGGAACUGGAGAGGGAGAGACUUGCCGAAGAGGAACUAGAGAGGGAGAGACUUGCUGAAGAGGAACGAUGUCAGAAAGAGCUCCAGGAGCAGCAGGCCGAAGCUGAACGACACCGGCGAGCCGAGCAAGACCAAAUGGAGCGGGAAGAAGCCGAGCGUCAGGCACGGCGUGAGCGUAUUCAACAGAUCAUGGACAAAACUCGUCGGCCGCUGUCUGGAACUCUACCUGAAAAGACGCCAUUGGAAGCUAGUUCUGUGACUGCAACUGAGGUCACCGUAGCCAAUGCUGCAGUUGCUGAUGCUCCCACAUUGCCACAGCAGCCACAGACUGCACUCUCGCAGGUAUCCGGCAAGCAAGAUCUCCCAAGAAUCGGCACAUCCGAUGACAUUGGCUCCACGGCUAAGUCCGAAGUGGAUGAAGUUCACAGAUACAAUGCGGUCAAAGGCAGCACCUCAAGUUCAUCGCUGUCUGCCGACAGCCGUAAAACAAGUUCCAUCAGCAGUGUGAGCGGUAUGGAGGAAGUGUCCGUUGUCGAACGCAUCAUCAAUCAGAAGAAGAAGAAGGACCCGGACGAUGACUGGGAUUACCCAGACUCCUCGCCAGCUGUAUCAAUUGGUGACCUGCGUAGUGAGCUACGGGAUGCAGAGGCCGAUGAUCAGCUGUCCUCUGGUCUGUCAGGUAAUGAGCUUGAACACAGUACAAGUAGUAUUGCAAGUAGUGUUAGCAGCAGAGCUGGACUGACUGGCUCCAACAAAUCACUCGGCAGUGGGGUGUCUGGAACGCCGGCAGUGGGUUUGAUCACUGCACCAUCUCAACGGCAAACAACAAUACCACCAGCCGCAGUGUCUGGUCGUCCAAAGAGUGCCGAGGUGUCGUCCAUGCAACGCUUGUUCCAGCGGCCAAUCAGCGCUGACAGCAGUAAGGCCCCUGAGAAACGCUUCACUUCUUCAAUGACCACACAGGCAGAUCCGAUGGCCAACACAGGCGGUGACCGUGCGUCUGCAUCACCAUCCAGUGUCUCCAAUCCAUCACCAUCCAGUGUCUCCAAUCCAUUAUUUCUGACACGGACAAAGUCACCUGGGAAAGAGACCGCACAGAAAGAGGACUCGCGGAUCACCCCGAGACAAGGUUUGUCUCUUCACGCCACGCCAACAGCAGCAGCAACACGGUUGGCUGCUCAAUCCGUAGGAGUAUCUUCCAGUGGUGCCUCACCAAAUCAGCCUAUAAGCCCUGUGCGUGGUGAAGCUACUCCGACCUCGUCCACCAGUGCUACACCGACUGCUGCUCAAUCAUCAACCACAACACCUCGCUGGGACUUUUCCAAACGUGCAUCGCAGACACCGACGGGUCACACUGGCAGCAGCCCAUACAGCUCAUCCACAGCCGAUGUGCACACUACUCCCGUCAACAGCAUCGCACAUGUACAGUCAGCUACAGGCUCCCAGGAGAGACUAUCGCCAUUGCCACCAGAGUCACCUCCGCCAGCUCUGCCCAGUGAAUCGCCACCCGGCACACCGGCAAGCAGAGCCAGUCCCAGCUCCAGCUCGCCAUCCCCGCAACGUAGCUCCGCAGAUUCUGGUUUAGAUGACACGCCUCCGGAGCUACCUGGGUCACCACCACCCGGACUGGACAGCAGAGAUGCACCGGAACUACCAGGCUCCUCGCCUCCCGAUGCAGGCCCAACACUACCAAGCUGUUCUCCACCUGAUACAAGCCCAGAGCCGCCGCAGUUGCCUGCUUCUUCACCGCCUAUCACCUCCAGUGCCAGCUCUGUAGCAUUGCCUGUGACUAGAGAGGUAUCACCACAUCCACAGCCGGUGCCACGCUCCAGGACAUCAGUGGACCGCAGCAUUGGCGCUGCGCAGCCUAUCGUACCUACAGCCACUCCCCAAGCUGCGCCGCGGAAAGCGUCGGUGACCAAACUUGCCGCUUCACCGGACGAAGUGAGCCGCAAGCUGCCAACUGUCACUUCACAUGCUGCUCCUGUGUUGGACAUGUCAGGGGAAGUACAGCAUGCGAAUGCUGGCCACACUGUGACAGCUGCUGCAUUCGUAACUGCAGAACCACACUCGUCCAGUACGACUCACUGGCUCGAGGUCGAAGAGCGGAUGGAGCGGACAAUCGGGGACGUGCACCAGUUGCUGAAGAAUCGAGGCGUACCUUCGAUCCCUGCUGGUGAAGGUGAGGAUGAGCUAUGGAGGCAGUUGCUGACAAUCAAGCCGGUGAGCACCGCAUCUCCGAAGCACAUACCUAAAGAUGCCAGUGAAGAGGAGAUUGUAUUGAAUAGCGAGGGUGAUGAAGACGACUACGACGACGACGAUGACGACUAUAUAACCAACUCAGAAGACGACAUGCUGGAUACUGAUGAUGAUGGCCUGGUCUGAUUGCAUAGGCAGUCCAGGCUGUGAAUGAUCUAAUUCCAUAGCCAGUCCAGGCUAUGAGUGAUCUGAUUCCAUAUGCAGUCCAGGCUGGGAAUUGAUUUCGUGGGCAGUCCAGGCUGGGAAUUGAUUUCGUGGGCAAUCCAGGCUGUGAAUGAUAUGAUUCCAUAAGCAGUCCAGGCUGUGAAUGACCUGAUUGCAUAGGCCGUCUAGGCUGUGGAUGAUCUUAUUCCAUAGCCAGUCCGGGCAGUGAAUGAUCUGACUCCAUAGGCAGUCCAGGCUGUGAAUGAUCUGACUCCGUAGGCAGUCCAGGCUAUGAGUAUCCUGCUACAAAGCAGUGUGCCUGCAAUCAGCUUGACGUUAAUAAUUGAAACCGUCCAAUGGAUACAACAUGCAGCUGCUUGCCAGCAGUACGCUACAGACCAGUGUCUCUAGACCAGUGUCUCUAGACCAGUGUCUCUAGACCAGUGUCUUCAGACAAGCAUCGGUCUCUGACCAGUAGCGUCUCUGAUCUCACCGCCCAUGGACAAGGACUGCAUGCAUUGCUAACGGAACUGCCUUUUCGAUUAUUUACCCACUAGAUAACGGAUACGUAGACUUGGAACUAGAUCCUGGUCUCUUGAAUCGUACCCAGCACAGUGUACCACGGUGUACUAUACAGGAGAUAGAAUGUUUGUGACGCCCAACUGCACCGCUUUCAAUCACUUGCCCUAUUUGCCCGAUCAUGCUGUGGAUGUGACAUAGUCCCUGUUCGAAGCCAUUGUGGUAUUAUUAUGUUUACAACGGAGUUGGCUUUCUCACUAAGCACAUUGCAUUUAGCACAUUGCUGUCGGCUUUUGCCGGUGCUCAUUCAUGCAUGGCGUGAAUUGAACAUGGUGUCGCCAGCAGGAUAAUGCACGUGGCAAAAUGAUCUCUGGACGCUUCCACCGUUCCUCAUCAUGUGUUGUGAAAAGAGUACUUACUUAGUAAUUUGAAGUAGGUUUCGUGAAUACUACACCUGUCGUACUCGCUGUAGUACGGUUUCUAAUUUCUUCUUGUUGAAUAUAAUUAUUGUUAUCUCUGGU
Molecule: messenger RNA, 5359 nt
Organism: Sycon ciliatum
Lineage: Eukaryota; Metazoa; Porifera; Calcarea; Leucosolenida; Sycettidae
Product: platelet binding protein GspB-like
Exons: 5
Coding region: 156-4301 (1381 amino acids)
Source: RefSeq, a predicted model, not a curated record